Molecule: messenger RNA, 3557 nt
Organism: Cyprinodon tularosa
Lineage: Eukaryota; Metazoa; Chordata; Actinopteri; Cyprinodontiformes; Cyprinodontidae
Gene: csrnp1b
Product: cysteine-serine-rich nuclear protein 1b
Exons: 4
Coding region: 1-1722 (573 amino acids)
Biological process (GO): regulation of transcription by RNA polymerase II
Cellular component (GO): nucleus
Molecular function (GO): DNA-binding transcription factor activity, RNA polymerase II-specific; sequence-specific DNA binding
Source: RefSeq, a predicted model, not a curated record
AUGAGUGGGCACCUGAAGAGGAAGUUUCAGGAGGUGGACGAGGACCCAUGCUACUCGUCUCCCUCACCCUCUUCCCUCUCCUCUGCCUGCUCAGGCUGGGACUCUGGGGGGGAGAGCUGCUACUCGGACACCCUGGAUUCCAAUCUCAGCAACCCUUGUUCCCCAGCAACACAUUUCAACACAACGUCGAUUCUUAAGAAAUCAAAGAGAGCGCGCAGAGGCAACGUGACAUUCGACCGGGUGACUGUGUACUUCUUCCCAAGAUGCCAGGGCUUCACCAGUGUACCCAGUCGGGGAGGUUGCACCCUUGGCAUGAUGCAGCGCCACAGUGCUCGGCGUACAUACACACUUUCAGAAUUUGCUUCGGAGCAAGGGCUCCUACGGAGGGAAAAAUUCCUCAAUAGGCUUAGGGAGGAGAAGCUGGAAGCUUUGAAAAUGAAGCUGACAAAGAAUGGAACCCAGGUAAGCGAGGAGGCAGAGAGGCUUACGUUAGAGGAUAUCCGAGAGCAAGAUAUCGACAUGAGCAAUGCCAACCUGGACGAGGCCUCUUUCCUCCAGCCUUACCCAUCUAAGAAGCGCUAUGCACUACUCAAAGCAGCUGGUGUGAAGAAAAUCGACAAGGAGGAGAAGAGGCAGCUGCAUGAACUGAGGCUCUCUAGGGAGAACUGCGGUUGUGACUGCCAGGGAUUCUGCGAGCCUGAGACCUGCAGCUGCAGCUUGGCAGGCAUCAAGUGUCAGAUGGACCACUCUUCUUUCCCAUGUGGCUGCACCAAAGACGGCUGCGGAAACACAGAGGGUCGCAUUGAGUUCAACUCAAACCGGGUACAGACGCAUUACAUUCACACUAUCAUGAAGCUGGAGCUGGAGAAGAGGCUAGAGGAGCAGUCCAGCACAGAGGAAGAGGAGGAGGCAAACACUAAAGAACCCAGCACGCAGCUACCAGCGGUGCCCUCCUUCCCUUUCAGCUCGGAGCUGAUGGCAGCAGGAGAGAACAGCUGCAGCAGUGACAUGACAGACUCAUCGGACUCAUCUGGUCAAAGCGAGGACUCUGAGGUGGGAGAGAGCCACUGUGAGAAUCAUAGCCAGCUGGACGUCGAUGAGAAAGGCCUGAGCCGGAUACUGAGUUUUAACGAUGCAAGCAGUGUGGAGAGCAUGGAGAGGGAGAGUAAAAACACUUGUUUCCCAAAUCAUCAGAAGCAACAGCCAUCUACAGAGGCUUUCAGUAGCUUUAGCAUAGUGGACUUUGCUGAUGAAAAUGACAACAUAGACACUGCUCUUUUGGAAUCCACGGAUCAGCACACAGACAAUCGAGCUACAGCCAUUUCAGAACUCUUGGAUGAGAACGCCAACCAGGGAAACGGCCUGUUCCACAGCUGCAGUGUGCCACACACACCUUCUCCUAGUGUUGACCGCUCAGCAAGCUAUGACAUGGACCUAAGCCUCUCCUCUGAGUCUGACCUGGAGUUCUUUGAUGGCUUCCCUUGCUUGGGACACAGCUCGCUUUACAAUUCGCUUAAAGAGUAUGAGCCCAUGGACAACUAUUUCCAUUAUCAGCUGCCCAACUACCCCAGCUUCCCAGCGGCGAGCGACACAGGAACCUGCCUUCUGGAAUCCCUGAUCGGUCUCUCAGAAUCCGUCCCAGAGCCUCCUGCUACGUUUACAGACAAUCAGUUGAUGGAGGAAGCCAUGACACUGUCUGUAAUAGAGUCUGUGAAAGUUUGACGGAAUAUGUGAACUAUGUAAGAAAGGAUAAACCCACCGGGGGGUAUUAGCGUUGGGGGUAUUAGAAGGGGAUUAAAAAAUGCACAUAAGAUGUCAACGUGUUUUGAGGAAGCUGAGAUUUCCCUCUUUGUUUUUUUUUUGUUUUUGUUUUUGUUUCUUUGCCAACAACAUAUUCAGAUUCCAGACUUGCCUUCAAAAUGAUAGCAACUCAGUUUGGGAUGAUUGCUGUGUGAGAUGGCAGCUAGGGGUUACAAGUGGAAAGAGAUCAUUUUUACUAGGCCAAUAUAAAUGAAUUAAUCCUAAGAAAGCCCUUUUAACCAAACCAAGACCACCAAGCGCUUGCUAAACAGGAAUCAACCUUAAAACUGUUUCCAGGUUGGGUGUUAAUCUCAACACAGCUGAAUGUUCACCUCAGGGAAUUCAAUGUUUUCUAGCUUUUGGAGGCAAUGUGUGGUGACCAUUGCUGUGAUUGCCUUCAUACAAAACCGAGUCCAGUUGCGAUGUAUACAGUAGUCCUGUUUGCGUCCCCCCCCACUCCCUUCUGGACAUAACUUGAGUGAAGAAAAGCUGAGGUCUCAUCCCAAAAGGUACAAUGGAAAAAAAAAAAAUCCCUGUCAGAGCUCCUCGAUCAGCACUUUAAAUGUGAAAAAAGCUAUGUAUGCAUCGGCAUAGUUUUGGUCGUUUGGGAUGGAUUCAACAGUUUGAUGCUAAAUUAAGGAGUUUCUUAUUUAUGGGCUAGGAUUGUUGCUCAUAUUCUUAAAACGAUUAAGUUGUAUCUGUAUUUUCUUUAUUGCUUUUGUUUUAAAUUAUUUCCUUUAUGGUUUUAUUUAUUUCUGAUGAAGCCUAUUCUCAUUCAAACAGCACUGUGGAUUGUUUACCUUAAAGUGCAAUCUUCCUCCUUUUUUUUUUUUUUUUUCCAUAUCACAUUAAGGUAUUACUAUGAGAAAUGGAACCAAGUGGCGGUUUUUGACAUGAUUCAUAUAGGCUGUUGCCCAGGGUGGCUUUAUAAAGGGGCAAUCAAGAACCAGUUUUAUAUUGCUUCUUUGCAUGUGCAGUCAAGGAGUGCCCCCUGCUACCUUCUGUUUAUGGGGAGACUAGUUUACUCGCUUUAUGCAGUGCAUUUUAUUCCAUCCUAGAACCUCAGCAAGGUUAGCAGAAAGGAGAGAUUAAACAGAACAUCAAUCAUGUAAGAACCGCCACUAAACGGACCACAUGUCCAUUGGAAAGUAUUUAAUAUAUCUAUUCUCUAACACUAUGUUUUAAGUUAUUCUGUCUUUAUUUCAUGCGUUAUUUAAUUUAAAGGCAUUUUGGCAAUAACCUGGGCUUUCGUGAAGUUUACUGGAUGUGCCUGUUUAUCAGAGGAGCCAUGCUUGUCUGUGGUGUGCGUGCAGCGGUUCCACUUAAGCUUUGGGACUGAAAACUGUGGAAUCUCCCUAAUCACUGAAACAAAUAAAGAAAAUUAUGAUUCUAUUUGUAUUGCUGCCUAUAAAAAACAUAGAAAAAUGAGACUAAUAUUUUCUAGCUAAUAUAUGUAGGAUGAGAAAAGAAUUUUAAUCACUGACAAAUUGAAUAUUUUAUUAAGAAAGCAAAAUUAAUAAUUUUCAAUCUGAGACGACCUUUGUAAUAUAUGAAUUAUAGAGAAACUCUAUGCUUAUGAAGGUUAGUGUUCAGAAUUAUUUUUAAUAGGCAGUCAAAUGUUUGAAUAUCUUAGAGAAAAGCCACUAAAACUAAAAUUGCAAAAAAUCUAUUUGAUUGUUUUCUGAAUAUUUCUGGAAGUCUGUGACUUGGGUUAAAGUAUGGUAGAAAUUACACAAAUGCUAAAGGUUAUUUUGUAU